GGAGGAAGGACAGCAGAGCUGAAGGCCGUGCUCAGAAAGUUUCUGGAUCCCAGGCUCAUCUCCCCAGAGGAGAACACGCAGGCAGCACAGGCCAUGGGGCACCUCUCAGUGUCUCCCUGCACACUGCACAUCACCUGGAACGAGCUCCUACUCACAGCAUCACUUUUCAUCUUCUGGAACCUGCCUACCAUGGCCCAAGUCAUGAUUGAAGAUCAGCCAACCGAAGUUUCUGAGGGGAAGGAUGUUCUUCUACUUGUCCACAAUUUGCCCCAGAAUCCUACUGGCUACAUCUGGUACAAAGGGCAAAUAACGGAUAUCCACAAUUACAUUACAUCAUAUGUAAUAGACGCUGAAAUGAUUAUAUUUGGGCCUGCAUACAGUGGACGAGAAACAGUAUAUUCCAAUGCAUCCCUGCUGAUCCAGAAUGUCACCCAGAAGGACACAGGAUCCUACAACAUACAAAUCACAAAGCGAGGUGAUAGCACUAAAGGAGUAACUGAAUGUUUCACCUUAUACCUGGAGACUCCCAAGCCCUCCAUCUCCAGCAGCAACUUAAACCCCAGGGAGGCCACGGAGACUGUGAUCUUAUCCUGUGAUCCUGACACUCAGAACGCAAGCUACCUGUGGUGGAUAAAUGGUCAGAGCCUCCCUAUCAGUCCCUCAUUGCAGCUGUCCGAAAACAACAGGACCCUCAUUCUAUUUGGUGUCACAAAGUAUACUGCAGGACCCUAUGAAUGUGAAGUGAAGAGCCCAGUGAGUUCCAGCCGCAGUGACCCAGUCACCCUGAAUCUCAUCUAUGGUUUGGAUACCCCCACCAUGUCUUCUUCAUACACCUAUUACCAUACAGGGGAAGACCCCAAACUAUCCUGCCUCACAGAUUCUCACCCACUGGCACAGCUUUCUUGCCUGAUUGAUGGGAAGUUCCAGCAAUCAGCACAAGUGUUCUUUAUGCCCCAAAUCACUAAAACAUAUAGAGGGGUCUAUGUCUGUUUCAUGCAUAACUCAGCCACUAGUGGAAUGAAUGUCAUACUCAAGAGGAUCAUAGUCCCUGAGACACUGAGGAAAAGAUGCAACCAUGAAAAGGUGGAAAAUUUUGAUGACAUUGAAAAUAUCAAUCAUUAUUUCUCACAUCCCAAAGCCUUCAAAAAUAUACAAGUGCAGCAUGGCCAGUAUGCAACUGACCAAAAACUAAUCACCAAGCUAGAAAUAUG
Molecule: messenger RNA, 1211 nt
Organism: Piliocolobus tephrosceles (Ugandan red Colobus)
Lineage: Eukaryota; Metazoa; Chordata; Mammalia; Primates; Cercopithecidae
Product: pregnancy-specific beta-1-glycoprotein 2-like
Exons: 5
Source: RefSeq, a predicted model, not a curated record